CUGUCGUGUUCGGUGUGUCUGGAGGAGUACCGGAGACCCAGAGUGCUGCCCUGUCUCCACGUCUUCUGCGAGGCCUGUCUGGAGAAACUGGUGCGGACACAGAGAGACAAACUGAGCGCCCCGUGCCCCAACUGCCGCAAGCCGGCCCCUCUCCCUGAAGGGGGCGUGUCCAGCCUCCCUGCCGCCUUCUACAUCCAGCACCUUUUCGAGGUGAGGGAGGUCUUGGAGAAGGUGCGGGACCCGGAGAAGGCGCAGUGCGAUAAAUGCGGGGAGGGAGAGGUGAAGGGUUUCUGUCGGGACUGCGGCCAGUUCAUUUGCCAGCUCUGUCUUACCAUGCACGGCAAGUGGAAGGAAUUUCAGGAGCACGAAAUCGCUAGCCUCGACGAGGUGCAAGAAACGGCGUCGAAUAUGGUGAAACCCAAAAAGGUGAGCUCCAUGUGUUCGAAACACGCAACAGAGCCGACCAAGAUCUACUGCGAGACGUGUUACGAGUUGAUUUGUCGCGACUGCACCGUCAAGACCCAUCGCGACCACAACUACGACCUCAUCCCCGAUGCCUUCCCGAAGCACAGAGAUGUCAUCCUUGCUUGCCUACGCCCCGUCAAAUCCGAGCUUGCUAGUGUAGAGAGCACCAUUGUACAGCUGAAGGCAAGAUCUAGCAGGCUAGACGGACAGGGUAUAGAGGCAAAGGCAGAGGUGAAUGCUGAAGUAGACAAGUUUCAGGCAAUCCUAGAUGCUCGCAGAAGGGAGCUUCACUCCCAGAUAGAUGGUAAGGUGUGUCAGGGGAAGAAGGAGCUGGCAGCCCAGAUCGACGGACACGAGAUGAGGCAGGCCCAGCUGAGCAGCUGUGUGGAGUUUGUGGAGGGGAGUCUGCAGAGUGGCACACAAGAGGAGGUGCUGUCGAUGAAGAGACAAGUGGAGGAGAGGGCACGGGAGAUGGCAGACGAGUUCAAACCUCAGCAACUGGUGUUGGGUCCGGAGAAGGAGAUUAGUGUAGUGUGUGCAGACUUGAGCUCAGCAUGGCGAAAACUAGGAGAAGUGAAGUUCGAGAACGUUCAGUUUAAAGGGAGCCAUGUCAAGACCAUUGGUGGGAUCAACAAACCACGUCACAUUGCGUUUGCCAAAACUGGUGAAAUGGUUGUUUGUGAGCGGGGUUCUAAUUGUAUGAAGGUGUUUGACAGCAAUCACAGAGAGCUGCGAUCAUUUGGACACACAGGACCAGAGGAAAGCAGACUUGACAGACCGCUAGGAGUAGCCAUCUCUUCUGAUAACACAGUGUUUGUGGCUGCCUGCCACUGCGUGAAGAAAUUCACUCUUGAGGGUCGGUUCAUAGCAUCAGUGGGUUCAGAGGGAAGUGGACAACUGCAGUUCAACACACCAUGGGCCAUAGCCUACAACCACACCAACAACAGAGUGUAUGUCUGUGACACUAACAACCAUCGCAUUACAAUCCUCAACCAUGACUUGACAUUCCAUAGCAGCUUUGGUAGUAAGGGAAGUGAGGCAGGUCAAUUCAACAAGCCUGAUGGAAUAUCUGUCAGUAGAAAUGGAAAUGUAUUAGUAGCUGACUUUAGCAAUAACACAGUUCAGAUUUUUGAUGCCAUUGGACAAUACCUAUCAUCCAUAACUAACACUGGAGCAGGAGAGAGACUAGGACGACCAAUCAGUGUGGCAGUUGGACCUGAUGACUGGGUGUAUGUGCUUGAAUUCAGCUGUGACAGAGUAUCAGUAUUUGAUGAGAAUGGCAAGUACAUCAAGUCAUUUGGGAAGGAAGGGGACAAAGAUGGAGAGUUCAGUUGUCCAUUUGCCAUAGCUGCCAGAGAUGUACGCUACCUCUAUGUCCAGUGA
This is a messenger RNA of Geodia barretti, 1848 nucleotides long. NCBI's taxonomy places the organism in Eukaryota, Metazoa, Porifera, Demospongiae, Tetractinellida, Geodiidae. The record is from the annotation of a GenBank genome assembly.